Anarrhichthys ocellatus (wolf-eel) is the source of this 1121-nucleotide messenger RNA. RefSeq names its product oogenesis-related gene (gene org). The record is from RefSeq and is a predicted model, not a curated record. The transcript is spliced from 6 exons. The coding region runs from base 86 to 724 and encodes 212 amino acids. Lineage: Eukaryota; Metazoa; Chordata; Actinopteri; Perciformes; Anarhichadidae.
CCCCGCACACGCACACGGAAGCCCCUUUAGCCUCGCUUCCUUACCCCCAGGCCGGACGGUUCACGAGGCUUUGACCCGCAGCACGAUGACUUCUGAGACCCACCAAGAAACCGUGGCGCUGGAGCAGCCAGAAAACACCGAGGCAACGUCGAUUGUGGUGGAAGUCGUCGUUGUGGGGAGAGAUGGGUUGUUUCGCUCCAUGCUGCGCGGCCUCUUCUGGCCCUUCGGCCUCGUGAUGCGCACAUACCGCGGGUUUUGGUGGAUGCUGGGCUACCGGCAGCCCCAGGAGAGCGUCCUCCUCAGCCCCGCGGUCCGCAGUCCCGCACGCCAGAGCCUCUCCGGCCGCAAGCGCCUGCACAGGGUCACCCGCAUGCUGCUGUCCGUCCUGCCCCGCUGGGUGCAGAGCGUCCUGGGCUACCCGGUGUCCAGCAGCAUUGGACGCUCCCUCUCACCAGAAAUCAGAGUCUCUCCUACUAAACCUUGUGGAAAGGGCAGCAAGAGAAAGCAGGAUGAGUUGGACGAGGAUGAGGAAGACGAGAAUCAGACCUGGGUGGAGGUACUCAAUCAGCAGCUUGCUGACGACGACGACGACGAAGAUCCCGACUAUGAGCCCAGUACCAUUGACGUUGAUAGUGAAGAGUACAACUCGCACAACGGCACAGAAAGUGACUUGGAGCUUCAGGGGCAAAGCGUCAUCAUUGAAGAUUUGAACACGGGUCUUUAGAUGUCUGCUCCAUCUGAAGACUCUUGCCCUGCUGUUUAAUUUGUCCUGUUGACAAAGUUGUAGUUCAGUGUUUUUGUAUGUUUAUAUAAUAAUUCAAUAAAAUGUGUCCUUUGCCUUGACAUUGCUGUGGCCUCCCACUAGAUGGCAGUAAUGUUUUUUCUGUUCUACAACUGAGCUGACAGGAGUGAGGAAUGUUGGUAUAAUCAGUAUUUCUUAUACAAUUUGUCAAAAUGCAGUUGGUGCAUGUGACUCAAUACAUUUUAAAACGUGUUUAUUUGCAAAUACUGUAAUUUUCAAAUUGCUCAACUUGAUGCCUGUUUUUAGGUUGCUCUAAAAUGUUGUUGGGUUUCUGCAGCUUGAAACUAACCUGAUGUGAUUAAAAAUAAAUGUUGCACUU